Messenger RNA from Aethalodelphis obliquidens (Pacific white-sided dolphin), 3154 nucleotides. It is a transcript of the gene TAT, whose product is annotated as tyrosine aminotransferase. Gene Ontology annotation, molecular function: L-tyrosine:2-oxoglutarate transaminase activity; pyridoxal phosphate binding. Bases 140 to 1405 code for a protein of 421 amino acids. Gene Ontology annotation, biological process: L-phenylalanine catabolic process; L-tyrosine catabolic process; biosynthetic process. The transcript has 12 exons. The record is from RefSeq and is a predicted model, not a curated record. Lineage: Eukaryota; Metazoa; Chordata; Mammalia; Artiodactyla; Delphinidae.
AAAGAACUAAGACGACUUCCUGGUUUGGCUACUUGGAAGCUGCUUCUCCUUUACCCAGAAGUUGCACGACCAUGGCAACCUCCCCUCAGUGCUGGAUGUGCAUGUCAACAUCCCUGGGAGAAGCUCUGUGCCGGGAAAAAUGAAAGGCAGGAAGGCCAGAUGGUCCGUGAAGCCCUCGGACAUGUCCAACAAAACUUUCAAUCCCAUCCGGGCCAUUGUGGACAGCAUGAAGGUGAAGCCAAAUCCAAACAAGACCAUGAUUGCUCUGUCAAUUGGGGACCCUACUGUGUUUGGAAACCUGCCUACAGAUCCUGAAGUUACCCAAGCAAUAAAAGAUGCCCUUGACUCGGGGAAGUAUAACGGCUAUGCUCCCUCCACUGGCUACUUAUCGAGUCGGGAGGAGGUUGCUUCUUAUUACCACUGUCCCGAGGCACCCCUGGAAGCUAAGGAUGUCAUUCUAACAAGUGGCUGCAGUCAGGCUAUUGAACUUUGUUUAGCUGUGCUGGCCAACCCAGGGCAAAACAUCCUAGUUCCCAGACCUGGCUUCUCUCUCUACAGGACUCUGGCGGAAUCUAUGGGAAUCGAGGUCAAACCCUACAAUUUAUUGCCAGAGAAGUUUUGGGAAAUUGACCUGAAACAACUGGAAUCUCUGAUUGAUGAAAAGACAGCUUGUCUCGUUGUCAAUAAUCCAUCAAACCCUUGUGGGUCAGUGUUCAGUAGAAGUCAUCUCCAGAAAAUUUUGGCAGUGGCUGCAAGGCAGUGUGUCCCCAUCUUAGCUGAUGAGAUCUAUGGAGACAUGGUGUUUUCAGAUUCCAAAUUUGAACCUCUAGCCACCCUCAGCAGCAACGUCCCCAUCCUGUCCUGUGGAGGGCUGGCCAAGCGCUGGCUGGUUCCCGGCUGGAGGAUGGGCUGGAUUCUCAUCCAUGACCGAAGAGAUAUUUUUGGCAAUGAGAUCCGAGAUGGGCUGGUGAAGCUGAGUCAGCGGAUCCUGGGACCCUGCACCCUUGUCCAGGGAGCUCUGAAAAGCAUCCUGCAUCGCACCCCUCAAGAAUUCUACCACAACACUCUAAGCUUCCUCAAGUCCAAUGCGGAUCUCUGCUAUGGGGCAUUGGCUGCCAUCCCUGGACUCCGGCCCAUCCGCCCUUCUGGGGCCAUGUACCUCAUGGUUGGAAUUGAGAUGGAACAUUUCCCAGAAUUUGAGAAUGAUGUGGAAUUCACUGAGCAGUUAGUUGCUGAGCAAUCCGUCCACUGCCUCCCGGCAACAUGCUUCGAGUACCCAAAUUUCUUCCGAGUGGUAAUCACAAUCCCCGAAGUGAUGAUGCUGGAGGCCUGUAGCCGGAUCCAGGAGUUCUGUGACCAGCACUACCAUUGUGCUGAAGGGAGCCCGGAGGAAUGUGACAAAUAGGACGCAGUCCAUUCUCCUGAGUGUGUGUCCCAUCGGGCUGGGGAGAGCGGGACUGAGCCCUGCUGCUCCUCAGGUGCCCCUGCUGGGAGAGGGGCCUCACAAAUACCACGACAAGGGCUCAGAAUUGCUCCAGCUUUCCCCCAGCUGUAUCCACACACACACUCUGAACCCCAGAUUUCAUCGCACUCUGCUCUGCUGGAGUGACUCAUUAAUUCAUUAAUCCACCCCUAUGACUUCCAUCAAUCCAUCCUCCCAUAUGACUUCCUCCUUUUAGCUUGAGAGUACCAGGUGAACAAAGUCACCCAGGAAACGGUAGAGACAGGAAAAUUAAGAACUCAGGAUUAGAGAAUCAAAAGAUUGAGGGGAAGUUGUGCCCCCAACCAUUUCCUCUUACUCUAAGUAAGAACACAUUCUCUUCAGUCAGGUCUGAAGCCCAACUCUGUUACUGGCUCACUUCAGGUAUACAUCACUGUAUGCAAUAAUGCUAUAAUGAAAGAAGUUGGGGACACAUGUAUUUGGUUACUUCUAAACACAUUAGGAAAGCUUGCCAAUUUGAAGGAUCUCUUACAGAAACUUUUCGCUGAUUUUUUUUUUUUGUAGAGAAUUAUUUUGUGAUACAAAGAAAUUUAAUUGAUAGAGUUUCUAAAUGUAGAUAUAUGUGUAUCAGGCUUUCUUAAAAUGGCAGCGCAUCUGUACUAAAAAAAGGAGGAAUCAGAGGACCUUCCAGGAACGCUGCUGUGUAAGGGCCAGAAUUUUCUUCACUCGUCACUGUUAUAGAAUCAUUAUUACUUUUGCUGUAACGUUGAUAUUGAUUUAUUGAUAUAUAUGUAUAUUAUCUUUUCAUAUGUUUUCUAAGAAACAUUUAUAUUGAAAAGAUCUUUUAUUUUGCCAAGGGCAUAAAUUAUUGUUUUCCUUUUUCUUUUUUUUUUUAAUAAAUUUUACUAAGUAUUCUCUUCUGUGAUGUCAUUUUUCUCCUCUGUGGGGAAUUUCUAUCCCCAGGUGCUACUUAUUGCGCAGUCUGAUUGAUUUAUUACCCACUAGGUUUCAUUUAUUUCUUUGUAGAUGUACUGACAUUUGGAGUCACUUAAGAAACACUAUUCCUAAAAUAUUUUAUUUGGGAGCUCAACUUCUUGCUUGUACUUACAAACAAGACAAACUAAGAAGCAACAUUAUAAACACCUGGCCUCUGACUUCACACUUUCAACUUUUGGGAUCCCCACUCUCCAAUUGCCUACACUUGUCUAGAUCUACUAACCACUCACUGGGUAACAAGUUGAACUGGUUCAGCUAAUCAAGAGAAUGAGGUGUGUCCGGUGUGCUCAUCUUUCAGUAUGAGCUUUUUGUCUGCAAAUCCUCUUAAGCACGGUUGCCUAAUUUUUUCCUAACCAUUUCCCUUGGAGGAGGGAGCCUGAAGUUAUUUUGCAAGGUUAGGGGCAGGAAUAUACCAUAAUCAAUCUGAGAAUUCUUCACUAAGGGAUGUUUUCCUUAUCUAGAAUAGGAACUUCAAGUCUCAACUCUGCCAACCACACCCAAUUAAUUUCCUUUACAAAAAUAAACAUCAAACAUCCCCUUCCCAUCUAUGUCGGACUUCGGUGAACUAAAAUUUACCCUUCAAUUUUUUUCAGCAAAACCAAGAGGAAUAUACAAUGAUUGAGAUGAAAAACAUUUGUUUCCUGUAUGCCACUCCUGCCGAUUUUUCGAAAAUUCCUGGCUCCUCUUUUCCUGUACCUCUGGCCCCAACUCCCAAGG